UUGAGAUUCAGCCCAUAAGGAUCAUAAACCCGUCCCUUCCCUUCAAUCAAUCGUCGUCUCCACAAGUUAAACCCUAGAGGCCAACAUACACAUAACUAACCUCUGGUGUUUUCCGAGGAAAGUGUUUUUGUUUAACAAUGGCGCUUUUGGCGUCCUCCGUGUUGCCUUCAACUCUGAAUUUCAAGGUUAAGCAAUAUCAACACCUGCCUUGUUCGUCUCAGCUCAAUAGUUUUCCAUUGCAAUUAAGUUGUCGUCGUCGAGUUUCCCCAAAACGUCAAAUGAAAAUAACAAUGGCAGUGUUUGGCGAUCCGAAUAAGAUCAAGGAACAACUCGUUAUCAUCAAGGACAAAUUAUGGGAAAAUAUCCCCGACUCUGUAAAAUCUUUUCCUUGGAAAAAAGCUGAGAAUUUACUGUUGGAGAAACUAAUUAUUGCUGGACAGAGAGCAUUGAAGUUGUCUUUCGUUACAUAUAUUGUGUUCAGCUGUCUGUCGGAUUUCAUGUUUUCUAUAUCCAGAAACCAAGAAUUGAUGAUACCCUUUGGUCUGAUUGUUGGAUUAUUUAUGUCUGACUUCUUAAGAGAAACAUCCCAAGAAGCAUUUCGAAGCUUCCAGCAGGGGAAGGACUCGGAAGUGAAAUGGCAGCUCUUGGCAAUGGGUGGUUUCUUCGUUGUUUUCAAGUUUGUUUCUGCGUUUUUUGCGAUACGAACAAGGGUGUUUCUUUUGCAUGUCUCGAACGGUGGAUUGAUGCAAGUUAUGUGGCUAUGGAGAAGCUUGGAGGCGGGGUAUGGAGACGAUUCGUUUUCCCUUAAAGAUGGAUCUCAAUCUUCUUCAUCUGGAGUUGCAGAAAGUCGAGUUCAUUAGGUCGAUCUUGGGAGGUUAUCUGUAAGUCGCACAUUGUCCUAGUUGUGCUGUGGCAGUUAGUUGAACAAAACAACGAGUGAGUAGUAUUUCAGAAGCCAAUGAUGAAAUUUCC
This is a messenger RNA of Hibiscus syriacus, 972 nucleotides long. RefSeq lists its product as uncharacterized. The record is from RefSeq and is a predicted model, not a curated record. Bases 138 to 860 code for a protein of 240 amino acids. The transcript has 3 exons. NCBI's taxonomy places the organism in Eukaryota, Viridiplantae, Streptophyta, Magnoliopsida, Malvales, Malvaceae.